This is a messenger RNA of Suillus plorans, 2159 nucleotides long. Its product is annotated as kinase-like domain-containing protein. Gene Ontology annotation, biological process: protein phosphorylation. Bases 161 to 1867 code for a protein of 568 amino acids. The transcript is spliced from 13 exons. Lineage: Eukaryota; Fungi; Basidiomycota; Agaricomycetes; Boletales; Suillaceae. The record is from RefSeq and is a predicted model, not a curated record. Gene Ontology annotation, molecular function: protein kinase activity; ATP binding.
ACAAAAUCAAGGACUCAUGAAUUCACUGAUGUGGUCUAUGUAGGCAAUACGUCGAGAACUCAAAGUGUGGCUUAGGCUGAAAAACCAGACCAUCGUUCCGCUACUUGGCUUCGCAUACAUUAAUUCCUCAUUCAAGUUCCCAGCCCUCGUCUCCCAAUGGAUGCCAUCUGGAACAUUAUCCACCUACCUCGAAGAAGCUACCACCAUUACUGCUUCUGCUAAAGUUGCAUUGGUCAAGGGUGUUGCUGCUGGCCUCGAUUAUCUCCAAUCAAUGAAUGUUGUUCAUGGGGACCUUCACCCCGGAAAUGUACUCAUAGAUGAUUCAGGGAAUCCAUGCCUAACUGAUUUCGGUCUUGCAACAAUCGAAGGAGAAGUAGAUUUGCAGUUGAAUUCGACCACCGUCGAACGCAGUUUCAAUUCUCGAUGGCGGGCGCCCGAAGUCCUUGGAGUGGAAUUGGAAUGUAAUCCUCAAAAACCGACUUUCAUGAGUGAUAUUUACUCUUUUGGUGGUGUCAUGUUCUUUAUCGUCUCGGGGGAUAUACCAUGGAAAGAGAAGAAACACGUUCAAAUCUGCGUCACGCUAUCGAGUAAAGUCUUACACGCACGUCCCGAAAACAUCCUCGACGAUCACUGGAACUUGAUUCAGAAAUGCUGGUCAUGGGAAGCAGGUCAUCGCCCGAGGGCCACGAAAGUUCUUCAAUAUAUCGAUCAGUUUAGGACCGACAACUGGCAGGGUCAACAACCUCAGGUUCCCGCCGGUCAGGGGCUGGUAGACCUGACGGGUCAGAUUGAGGGUACAAUAGCCGACUUUGUUGCUGCAGGCGAUUUUGGAAUGGUUUUCAAAUGCCAAUGGAGACUGCCGGCAGGUCCCAUGAAGGUUGCAGUAAAGGUCAUCAAGGUUCACUUAUCAGAGCUAGAUUUACAAAAUUUUCGACAUGUGGCUGAGAAUUGGGCUGUCCUCAUACACGACAAUAUCGUUCCCGUGCUUGGGACGACAGCAGGAUUUGGGCCAUCUCCAGCUCUUGUUCUUCCAUGGUUACAGAGCGGUACACUGCUCCGUCUCAUCGCGGAACAGGGUGCUGAAUUGAACAUUAGGUCGAGGCUAAAUUUGCUUCAUGGUGUGGUGUCUGGCCUUUGUUAUCUUCAUGGAUUGAAUAUGGUACACGGAAACAUUACGAGUUCCAACGUUCUGGUUGAUAUUAAGGAAGGGGAACAUGUAGCACGCUUAACAGACUUCGGUCUGGCGACAAUUUUCGGUGACCGUUUAGGUGAUCGCACAAUCGGAUCAUUUGUUCGAACUGGUGCCAUCAGGUGGACCGCGCCCGAGUUGCUGAAGGCAGAUAACCAACCUGCUGACAGUGCACCGACCACGCAAACCGACAUGUAUUCAUUUGGACACGUCAUGUUUCAUGUGUUAACAUUGGUCAUUCCUUGGAGUGAUAUAAACGAUUUUGUAGUUUUUCAAAAAAUUCUCGGAGGGGAAAAUAUUUCUCGUCCUGCGACACCCGAUAUGACGACCGCACGCUGGAAUGAGAUUGUGCAAUGUUGGUCGUCUGAUGUAUCUGCUCGUCCUUCCGCCAAAAUGGUCAUGAACUUCUUGAGGAACGAACUAGAGGCUUUGACAAGUAAUGAUAUCUCCGCUGGCGAAAUGAGGGAAAGUCAUUCAAAUGCAAUGUUUGAGACAGAACAAAGAAAUACAUCCAUCAAUACCUCCAAAUCCAAGGCCAAGCAAAAUGGAAGGGGUCAACGUAUUUUGACAGUCAAUCUUCUCACGCUCUUAGGCUCCCAAAGAGGACUUCCCCGGGGGAGAACAGUGACUACUACGGCAGUGCGUUCCGACACUGUCUAUGACCAGCCCUGCACCUAGAGUCAACAGGACCCAGGGCAGUCCACGGGGAACCAAAAAGUCCCUGAGUGCAACACCCGGUCUAGGGAUGACGACUCACAGGUUUGCACAAGUUCACUGGUAUGACAGUAUCCCAAUCAGUGGCGGAUCCUGAUGUAUUUUACUUAGACAUCCACCUCGGAACUUCCACCUCCUCCCGAAAUACAACUGUCACUAGCAGAAGAUCUGACAGGUCAGAUCUUCGGUGGAAUAGAUGAUUACGCUGCCAGUGGUGCAUUCGCAAACGUUUACAGAUGUGAAUGGAGAAAACCGU